This is a messenger RNA of Linum tenue, 1219 nucleotides long. NCBI's taxonomy places the organism in Eukaryota, Viridiplantae, Streptophyta, Magnoliopsida, Malpighiales, Linaceae. The record is from the annotation of a GenBank genome assembly.
AUGAAGGAAGAUUUCCUCCCAGAAAAGAAAAAGAAAAAGAAAAAAAGAAAGCUCGAGAUUAAGCGAUUGCAUCUUGUCGCCCAAAACAAACACCAGAAAAUCGCCGACGUACCCCGGCGCAGUGAGUUGGAUCGUGAAUCGAGCCUCGCCGCAAAAGGUUUCCCGGACUUUUUCUUCUUUCAGGUAAAGUUUUUGGGUGGAGUUUGUACCAUGGGGGACUUCACAAUUAACAUUACCAAGGAGCUCGUAGAUCGGCUUGCUGGUUCUGACGAGAAAGUAAAGAAGAGAACAGUAAGGAAACCGAAACCCAAGGUAUCAAAACAGCCUCGCUCGCCACCUCAACCAAAGGAGAGCGAGAAGCAGCUGCAGCCACCGGCUUCUUCCGGAUGGCCAGUUUUCUUGCCGGUUCAACCACCUGUCAAGCCUGCAAGUGCUGAACUGGAUGCAAUUCGAUCUGUGGUUUCAGAGAGCGAGAAGGUUCUUGAGAAGUUGCAGAAGCAGGAGGAACGCAUGGUGCAAGAAGUAACUGAAAGAGCCAAAGAUCUGCACGGCAAGGAAUUCAAGCUCCCGUACCAGAAGCCAAUGCCAUGCAUGCCUGACUAUGAAGCUUGCAGGGCGUGCUACAAGGAGCAUAUUAACGAUAUCCUUAAGUGCAGCCCUCUGACCAAGAGCUACUACGAAUGCGUCCAGAGAGUAAAGCAGCAAGCAGGAUCUGGAGAUAAGUGAGUGCGUGUUUACCUGAUGGAGAGACAUCCUCGGAGUAGUAUACAGAGAAUUCGGGAGCUAAUUGCCAGAACGAGACAGUGAAAAAUAAUCUGAUCAUUGAUCCCUAGGUUACCAUUUUUGGAAAUGUAUGUCGGGAUGGGAGCCUUCGAUUGCCAUCUCGAGUUUUCGUUAGAUGUUUGUCUCACGGUUUUUGGAUAUUGAAGGACUUGAUAGGCUUGAGGAAUUGAAGCCUAAACAUUCGUUCGUUGCGCCACUAAAUGUUGAUUUUGGUAUCUUGAUCGAGCUGUCUAUGAUUUUGUUUCGCUACAUUGAACUUUGUAUCUUGCCCGAGUUCUUGUCAUUCAUGUUUGGACACUAGUUAUGUCGAUUGAUGUUCCCACCUUCUGCAGCACCUAGAGAUAUCGUCUGGUUCUAUGGCAUGGCAGGGGUGGAUGCCUGGCAAAUGGUGAAUCUUCUCAGUUUGGUUCUUGAACUGUAAGAGUAAGAUGGUGAC